AUGUUAUGGCUGCCAAAUUAUAGUCACAUUCAUUCUAACUGUCCCAAACGAUCUGGUAGUUCCAUCACGGAAUCUGCUCCUAGUUGUUCUACAUCUGAUAGUACUGUAAAUGCACUUUCCACCCAAAAUUUUUCUAAAAAUCCUAUGCAUGUUGAUAUUCAGCUUAAAGGAACUCAGUUAACUGCUCUCUAUGACACUGGAUCACAAACAACACUUAUUACGGAGAAAACAUACCGCAAAAUUGGUUCUCCACCAUUACAUCCUUCCAGAAUUACAUUCUCAGGACUUGGCCGAGACACAGUUAAAAGUAUUGGAUUCCUUCAAGACUACAUUCAAAUUCAAAACACUAUUUUACCUGCUAAAAUACAUGUAGUAAAAAACUAUAUGAUUCCUCUUGAUGCCAUUAUUGGAAUAGACUUUUUGCAACAAACUCGAUUUACAUUUGAUAAAGACGGUAUUCAUUUAUGCAACAAUAAUAAUGAUCAAAUUUUUGUUAAUGUCGCUAAUGUUACUCAUGAUUACACAUUUCCACCUAAUCUUUCACACAUCCCAAAAUCGGAAAUUUUCCAACAAGUUCAACAUAUCAUUACUCCUCACAACCCACAUGAAGUUAAAACUGCUAUGGAAGAUUUUCAGAAAAUAACAGAAAGUGAAAAUCAGUUGAAGAACACAAGUAAGGAAAAUAAUGAUGAUGCACAUGACGAUUCAGAAUUGGAUUUAGAUGAUGACAAUUUGGAUUUGGAUGAUCACGAUGACAAAGAUGAUGCUGAUACCAAUCAUGGAGCUCAUGACGAUGAUGUUGAUGAAGAUGGUGAUGACGCAAACGACGACAUUGAUCAAGAUCAUGAUAUUGAUGAUGACGACAUUCAUAACGCUAAUGGUGCUGCUGAUGAUGAUAGCACUCAUGAAGCUAAUGAAGAUGAUAUUAAUGAUGUUGAUCAAGAUGACGUUGCUGUUGUUGAUGAAGAUCAUGUCAAUGAAGAUGAUGUUGAUGACUGA
This is a messenger RNA of Stegodyphus dumicola, 999 nucleotides long. Its product is annotated as protein PFC0760c-like. Lineage: Eukaryota; Metazoa; Arthropoda; Arachnida; Araneae; Eresidae. The record is from RefSeq and is a predicted model, not a curated record.